CUUCUUCUUCGUUCUCCCACAUUUGCACUCAUUUUAAUCUCUCUUUCCCAUACAAAACCUCCUCUCUCUUUCUCUCUCCUCAACAAAACUUACAUUUCCACAGAAAACCAUGGAAACAAACCUCGAACCUCCAAAGUCCAUUAAUGGAGGUGAUAUUCUCUCUCCUCCAUCUCCACCUUUACGCGAAGAAGAAGAUGAUGAAGAUUUCUACAUCGAUGACAGUAACUGUUCUACUCCAUAUGUAAGCGCACCUUCAAGUCCUGGACGAACUUCUUAUCUUCAUUCUGGAUUCUUCUACAGUGCUCCAACUAGUCCCAUGCAUUUCGUUCUUGCUACAGCUACAGGAAGAUCUUCAACUGUUGGAGGUUUGAUUCCGUCAACUUCCGACGCUUCUUCUAACGGUUCUUUUGAGUUUGAGUUUUCAGCUAGAUUUGAUUCGCCGGCGCCGGAGAUCGGUUCGGCUAUGUCGUCUGCUGAUGAACUCUUUCUUAACGGUCAGAUCCGUCCUAUGAAGCUUUGCGCUCAUCUUCAGCGUCCUCAGAAGCUUCCUUCUCUUACACUUCUUGAAUCUGACAGAGAAAACGAAGAAGAUGAUGAAGAUGAAGAUGAUGAGAAAAAAAGUAAUGUGUUGUUUCAGAGGUCGUCUAGGGAUUUGAGAUUGAGAAGUAGAUCUCAACGAAGGAGAACUCGUUCUCUCUCUCCUCUUCGUAGUACGACGCCGUUUGAGUGGUACGGUUUCGACGACGACGACGUCGUUUCAACUCCGAUGAAGGAGGAGAGAGAAAAUGAAGAUGAGAAUGGAGGAGGAGUCGGUGAGAAGGAAGGUGAAACGACGCCGUCAGGAAGUUCGUCGAGGUGUUCAUCUGCAGGAAGGAGUUCAAAACGGUGGGUGUUUUUGAAGGAUUUUUUAAGGAGUAAAAGUGAAGGAAGUAGUAACAACAAAUUCUGGCAUAACAUUAACAUCUCGUUUUCUCCUGCAAAAGAGAAGAGAGAGAAAGUAAACAACAGCAACAACAACACAAAUGCAACUGCGAAUACGACGUCGUUUCUGGAGGAAAAAAAGACGAAGAAAAAAGAAGCGUCGUCGGCGAAGAAGACGGGGAAAGCGACGGCGGUGACGGCGAAGAGAAGGUCGGCGCAUGAAAUGCAUUACGCGGCGAAUAGAGCGCAAGCAGAGGAAAUGAGGAAGAAGACGUUUUUACCAUACAGACAAGGAUUACUUGGAUGUUUAGGGUUUAAUUCCAAGAGUUAUGGGGCAUUUAAUGGCUUUGCUAGAGCACUAAAUCCUGUUUCUUCUAGGUGAUAUCGUCAUUAAAUCAUUAUUAUUAUUACUAUCUUCACUAUCAAAACUCUCAUAUAAAAAGGAAACAAAAAAAAAAAGAGUAAAAAUCCCAAAUCAAGUCUAUUGAGUAAAAAAAAAAAGUUAGUUUGAAGGAUAUGUAAAUAGGUUUUUCUUUUUAAAUUAUCUUCACCUUUGGUUUUGAUUUGUGUAUUUAGGUUGAUAUAUGAUUAUGAUCAUGAUUAGUAUUAUGAUGUGUAGAAUAUCAUUAUGAUUGUUAAGUACCUCCUUUAUGUAUAUCAUUGAGGAGAAGAUUGGUUGUAGUAGCUUUAUUUUGGUUGCUUUUGUAGAAACACUUUGAAGAGGAGAGGUUUUAGCUUAGCUUCUCUAUCAAUGGUAUUAAAGAAUUUAAGUAUGAAGUUAUAUUUGUAUA
Beta vulgaris subsp. vulgaris (sugar beet) is the source of this 1712-nucleotide messenger RNA. RefSeq lists its product as uncharacterized. Bases 110 to 1303 code for a protein of 397 amino acids. The transcript has a single exon. NCBI's taxonomy places the organism in Eukaryota, Viridiplantae, Streptophyta, Magnoliopsida, Caryophyllales, Amaranthaceae. The record is from RefSeq and is a predicted model, not a curated record.